Messenger RNA from Pyricularia pennisetigena, 453 nucleotides. RefSeq lists its product as uncharacterized. The transcript has 4 exons. NCBI's taxonomy places the organism in Eukaryota, Fungi, Ascomycota, Sordariomycetes, Magnaporthales, Pyriculariaceae. The record is from RefSeq and is a predicted model, not a curated record. Bases 1 to 453 code for a protein of 150 amino acids.
AUGUCUCUUCACUACCUCCCUCCCGUUAAGCCUUCGGCCAUUGCCCUCGGCACUGUUUUCUGCCAGACUGCUGAGCUUGCUGUCCUCUCCCCCAUCUUUGGUGCCACCUACAACCGUGCCAAGGCCGCCAACACCAAGGAGGAGUUCCUUCGCUCAAAGGAGGCCUCCUCUGCUGGAAUUGCCUGGGGAACCUCGCUGCUCGGCUCUGCUCUCCAGUCGUACGGUGUCGGCGCCCUCAUCAACGCCACUGCCACCCUCAGCUACAAGGGUUCGGCUUACCUCGGUGCUCUGAUCUUUAUGGCUACCUCUGCCCCUGGCUACAUCUCGCAAGUCUUCCUGGAGAAGCGCCCGCUUGAGACCGUCGGCGUAAGCGUUGUCGCCAAGCUCAUGGAGACUGUUGGCCUUGCCUGCGUUCUGACCUGGUGGGGAACCCGCACCAACCCCUUCGAAUAA